This is a messenger RNA of Acanthopagrus latus (yellowfin seabream), 1459 nucleotides long. It is a transcript of the gene slc25a34, whose product is annotated as solute carrier family 25 member 34. The record is from RefSeq and is a predicted model, not a curated record. The transcript has 6 exons. NCBI's taxonomy places the organism in Eukaryota, Metazoa, Chordata, Actinopteri, Spariformes, Sparidae. Bases 327 to 1370 code for a protein of 347 amino acids.
UCCGACUCCAGGGAGUGGGCGGGGACUCUGACAAUGAAUGUGCUGAGGACACAUGUUUACAAUGAUGGGGGAGAGAGGAAGAAUGGAGCUGCUCGGGACCGCUGGACACUAUGGCGCCUCUGUUGAACAGCCUGACUGUCAAGUAAGCUAAUGAAAGGACACCAAAGGGAGACAUGCCAAGAAGAUACUAAAUGAGUUGUCACACCAGCUGAUAGCUUUUGUUUCUCUGUUCUGUACUGAGAACAAUACAUCUCCCUGUUCCCUGACAAACUGAAAACAAAGGGGGACAAGUCAUCACAGGACAAACUCAAAUCCACCUCUCAGGGAUGACCAGUGCUCGGCUGCUGCAAGCCUCCCCAGAACAGUCUGUGUUUGCUGCCCAGCCUCCCCACAGAAUGGCAUCCACCGUGUCCGCCGUACCCCGUGGUGUGUUCGGCCCCUCGCCGCCUCCUCCAGCUGUCUGGCCACCUCUGGACUUCGCCCUGGGUGCUCUCGCCUGCUGUGCCGCCUGUGUGUUCACCAAUCCCCUGGAGGUUGUAAAGACCCGCCUGCAGCUCCAGGGAGAGCUGCGCGCGAGGGGAUCCUACCAGAGACACUACCGAGGAGUCUUGCAGGCUCUCUGUGUGGUGGGCCGCACGGACGGGCUCCGGGGCCUGCAGAAGGGGCUCUCAGUCGGGCUGAUCUACCAAGGUGUGAUGAAUGGAGUGAGGCUGGGGUCCUACUCCUACUGUGAAGCUCUGGGUAUCACCUCGUUCCACGGGGGGAGUCUGCUGUCAGGGGCAGCGGCUGGGGCACUGGGUGCCUUCAUUGCCUCUCCUGCCUACCUGGUGAAGACACAUCUGCAGGCUCAAACAGUGGAAGCCAUAGCAGUAGGCCACCAGCACAACCAUCUGGGAAUGUCUGAUGCCUUUGUUAGCAUCUAUAGAAGAGAGGGUUUAACUGGCCUUUGGAGGGGAGUGAACGGGGCCGUGCCUCGAGUCAUGGUCGGAUCAGCUGCUCAGCUGGCAACCUUCACCUCGGCCAAGAACUGGGUGUCACAGUCACAGUUGUUUAGUCCAAACAGCUGGCUCACGGCCUUGAUAGCAGCCAUGAUCAGUGGAGUGGCUGUGGCGUUCACCAUGACACCGUUUGAUGUCAUCAGUACACGUCUCUACAACCAGCCGGUGGAUGAAUCUCGUAGAGGACGCCUGUACCAUGGAUUUUCAGAUUGUAUGCUGAAGGUGUGCCAAGCUGAGGGCCUGCUGGGGUUGUACAAAGGCAUGGGCCCUGUCUUCCUGCGUUUGGCCCCGCACACAGUGCUCAGCAUGCUGUUCUGGGAUCUGAUGAGGCAACAGACAGUGAAGGACAAACAGAGCCAGGGACGGAGCUGAAGCACUCCAAACGCCUGAGUUUGACUGACCGGACUACAUUAAGCUACAUAAGCGGUCCAUCUGUUGAUAAAACACUGAGUUUAAAGCAA